Beta vulgaris subsp. vulgaris (sugar beet) is the source of this 1102-nucleotide messenger RNA. Its product is annotated as 3'-5' exonuclease. Gene Ontology annotation, biological process: nucleobase-containing compound metabolic process. Gene Ontology annotation, cellular component: cytoplasm; nucleus. The transcript has a single exon. Gene Ontology annotation, molecular function: 3'-5' exonuclease activity; nucleic acid binding. The record is from RefSeq and is a predicted model, not a curated record. Lineage: Eukaryota; Viridiplantae; Streptophyta; Magnoliopsida; Caryophyllales; Amaranthaceae. The coding region runs from base 127 to 810 and encodes 227 amino acids.
AAUAUUCUCAAUCCCACCUUCACACUCCGUGAUUCCCGGCAUCUCAAAAACUUCCUCCUUUUUCUUUCCUCUCUUCUUCUCCCCCAAAUUCUCUCUCCUCCACACCCACCCACACAACAACAACAAAUGGCACCUUCCGCAACCAUCACAAUCUCCGAUGCAACACCAAACCCAAACCACAACCUCUUCAACAUCCUCUUCAACACCACCCACUUCAUCUCCACCACCGUCACCUCCGACCCUUCCGUCGCCUCCGCCUGGCUCGCCUCUCUCCCUUCCUCCCCCACGCCUCGCCUCGUCGGUCUCGACAUCGAAUGGCGCCCCAAUUUCGGCCGCAACUUCGACAACCCCGUCGCAACUCUCCAACUCUGCACAACCACAACAACAACAACAACCACAAACAACCACUCUCUCUCCUACACUUGCCUUAUCUUCCAAAUCAUCCACUGCCCUCCUCCACUCCCUAAAUCUCUCUCUGAUUUCCUCUCCAAUGAAAACAAUGUUUUUGCUGGUGUUGGGAUUCGAUCCGACGUCGAACAGUUACUUGUGGACUAUGAUCUUGGUGUUAAGAAUCUUGUUGAUUUAGGAGUUCUUGCUGUUGAGAAGAUUGUUGAUGCUAGAAAAGGAAUGGGGUUGAAGGAAUUAACCAGGAUUUUAAUGGAUGUUGAAGUCAAUAAGCCUAAAAGUGUUACUUUAAGUAGGUGGGAUUCUGAGUGGUUGAGUUAUGCUCAGAUUCAGUAUGCUUGUGUUGAUGCUUUCUUGUCUUUUGAAAUUGGUAGAAAUUUAAUGGCUCUUGCUUCUGUUACUUGAUUAAUCCUCUCUCAUUUAUAUCUGCUAUAUGUAGCGUUGUUUGGCAAUUAGCGGAUAGCUGAUAGAUGAUUAUAUUAGCUGAUUUGACGAAUCGAUUGAAUUAGAUGUUUAUUGAGAGAUGUGGUGUAUUUGAGAUUAUAAGGAGGAACUGGAAUCUGGGUUGUUCAAUUUCUAAAGUAUGUAAUUUUCGAUCAUAAUAUGUAAGUGUUUCUUUUGGGUAGUAUGAAAAAGAAUAUGGUAGUUAAUUUGAUAAAUGAUGAUGAUGUAUAAGGUAGUUAAUUUGUUCUAUGUU